UGCUGUUGUAUCUUUUUGGAAUUGUAAGGAAUCUCGACUAGAGACGAUGAACUCAUUGGAAGAUCCAUGGGAGCUGGGAAAACGGGUGAUCAUCGACUUAUUCCGUCUUUCAGACAAUGGCGAUAUAUGUGAGCCGUUGCGAAUCGAGAGGAGGUGGUGGGAUACAGUUGCCGCGAUUAGGAAUGAAGUUAGUCAGUCAACAGGAAUUCCGCAUGAACUGAUUGACAUUAUUUACGAGGGAAGGAAGCUUCCACUGAAUUAUUCUCUUUAUCAGCUUGCAGUCAACAAAAACUACAUCAAGUUGUAUUUUUAUUGCAGAUCAACGAUUGUCGGCUCGGAGUCAUGGAUUCAGGUCGUUAGUACAGUCCCCGUCCUGUCGAGCUUCCGAGAAGCUCUAUACGAUGUGCGGAAUGCUUUUUCAGUAGGUAUCAUACCCGAGCUGGCGUUGUACGGAACGGGAGGAACCUACUUUCUCAAAGAUCGCUACAAAUGGAAUCUUCUUGUAUUUAAACCGGAAGAUGAAGAGCCUUUUGCUGAGCACAAUCCUCGCAACUUCCAAGGAGUCACAGGACAGAGUGGUUUUCGGAAAGGGAUUCGGUCCGGCGAAGGCUGGAAGCGCGAAGUAGCCGCUUAUCUCAUCGAUCACGGACACAUCUUCGCGGUUCCCAGCACCGUCCAGGCCCAUGUUUGCCACCCCUUCUUCACACAACGACAUCCGAAGCUUCGCUUCAAAGUCGGUUCCCUCCAGGAAUUCGUGCAAGACGCAGAUCUCGUGUCGGAUUGGUCCCCUUCCAAAUUUAGCGCUUUUGAAGUCCAGAAAAUCGCCUUUCUGGACAUGUAUUUAAUGAACACGGAUCGAAACGAUGCCAAUAUCAUGGUGUGCAAGAAAAGACAAAUAACCGCGGACGACGCUUUUCUACUCAUUCCUAUCGAUCACGGCUACACGAUGCCUGAUCGGUACGAACUCAACGAGUGGAGCUGGUGCUGGCUCGACUGGAAGCAGAUGAAACGUCCGUGGGACAACCGAAUUGUGGAAUACGCGGCGCAGCUGAACGUGCAGGAAGACGUCCGCCUGCUGAACGAGUCGCUGGGGAUUCGCAAGAUCUGUCUAAUCCUCUUUCGGAUCAGCGGUUUGGUGCUGAAGAUUGGGAUUCAGCACGGUUUGGUUCCCUACGACAUCGCCUCGAUGUACAUUCGGCGCGAUUCGAGUCCGGACGCUCCCUGCGCGCUGGAGAAGCUGGUUCAGGAGUGUGUGGAGAAGCUGCACGUGCUGGAGUUGCUUCAGAAGAUGGGGAAGACGCAGGAGAAUGUGCUGAGUCGCUCGCUGAGCACGCGGCUGGUGGACGAGGCGGAGGAAUCGGAGGAAUCGGAGGAGGAAAAGGCGGAGCGAAAGCGGUCGGGGAGCAUAAGUCAGCGGAAUUUGUCGUUCCAGUCGAUGGCUUCGAUCGGGUAUUCGAAGGAACCGUAUCGAUUCCCGGAGGAUGUGGAGUUUAAGUUGGUGCACGAUAAGGAGUAUCGACAGAUGUUUUUUAACUUGUUGGAGGAGGGAUUGGCGUUUUGGAUGGUGAAUGUGAUGCACAAACGCGUGUAUGAUGCUGGAAUUUUUGUGUGAUCCUACGUGUUUUUGGACGCAGAAAGAUGACAGAAGGAAGAAGAAGAAGAAGAAGAAUAGAUAGAAUGCUGUGUGUGUUAUAU
Molecule: messenger RNA, 1695 nt
Organism: Blastocystis hominis
Lineage: Eukaryota; Bigyra; Opalinata; Blastocystidae
Exons: 8
Coding region: 47-1612 (521 amino acids)
Molecular function (GO): protein binding
Source: RefSeq, a predicted model, not a curated record